This is a messenger RNA of Lineus longissimus, 1902 nucleotides long. Its product is annotated as prolyl 4-hydroxylase subunit alpha-1-like. Gene Ontology annotation, biological process: peptidyl-proline hydroxylation to 4-hydroxy-L-proline. The coding region runs from base 2 to 1642 and encodes 546 amino acids. Gene Ontology annotation, cellular component: endoplasmic reticulum. The record is from RefSeq and is a predicted model, not a curated record. Gene Ontology annotation, molecular function: protein binding; procollagen-proline 4-dioxygenase activity; iron ion binding. NCBI's taxonomy places the organism in Eukaryota, Metazoa, Nemertea, Pilidiophora, Heteronemertea, Lineidae. The transcript has 12 exons.
UAUGCUACGUUUAACAAUCCUGUGUUUUCUGGUGAUUUCCUUUCCGCAAGUUUUCUCCGAGAUUUACAGUUCGAUCCAAUCUGUCCAAGAUGCGUGGGGACUGGAGAGAGAGGUGCUCAAAGAUGCGGAUGAGGUCUUGAAAGACUUUAACACGAGCACUAUCAGCUAUCCGUACGACAUCCACUCGCUCGACGAGUUUAAAAGUUUUCUCGCAAAAACAAACGAACUCCAUCAAAAAUAUGAUGACGAAGAUGCCCUGGCGGUGUAUCUCCAACAUCCCAUCCAUAUCUAUCACUUCAUCAAGCGCUGCGUGGUGGAUUGGAGAUUUCAUACUCAACACUUUUAUUACUUAGGGGAAGACAUGAUCGAAUAUGCAGGUAUGCUUGUCGACUUGUUCGAUGAGUACCUCCUUUGGCCGAGUCGCACCGACCUGACUGCUGCUUCCUUGGGGUUCCUACGGUUAGAUAAAUUCUACCAAUUGAGCUUUCAAGAGAUUGCAAACGGAAGCAUACAGGGGAUUCCCUCUGAGCCGCUGACAGUUGAAGAUAUGUAUGAUAUAGCCAUGAUUGGAGUGGAAAACUGGCGACCCUGGUCAGCUGUCAAGUGGUUAGAGGAGGCGGCCACUCGCCUCUGGAUGGGUGAGGUCGGAGGACCAGGUGCGACGAGUUAUGCAAAGGUGGCGUUGAAACUUGCGGAGGUUUACGACAAGUUCGGAGACCACCACUUGGCAGCGUUUACGGCGGAAACCGUUGCUCGAAUGGAACCACAGAGCGAAUAUUUCCAGGACUUAUUGGGAUACUACAAAGAGAAAAACGCCACCUAUCCAUCCAGGGAGAUCGUACCACACAAGCAAUUUCACUUGGAUCAGGAUCAAUAUGAAAGUCUUUGUAGAGGGGAAGUUCCUGAGAAGCCAGCGAAUGUUAUCAGGCAUCUUCGCUGCUUCACAAAACCCUCGGCCAUUCCUUAUCAUCUCGCCAAGAUCGAGGUCCUCCACGUCAACCCUAACAUCUACAUAUUUCACGAUGUCGUGUACGAGGGCGAGCAAAACGAAAUUCGGAAACUUGCGAGAAAGAACUUGGAGAGAUCGACGAUAACUCAUCUUGAGGGCUAUCCUAACACUGGGGAAUUCCGCAUUAGCAGAACUUCCUGGUUAUAUGGGUUAGACCCGGACGCUGGCGACGUACUCCCCAGAGUGUACAAACGAGCCCAGCAGCUCUCAGGACUGAAAAUUGAGUUAGUGGAUGGAUUGCCAGGCUUCAGUGGCAUGCAGGUUCUCAACUAUGGUAUCGGAGGCAUGUAUGGACCACACGUAGACAUUAUAGGUACAUAUAAAGAUGACGAAUAUGAUGUGAAUAAUCUGAGCCCACUUGGAGACAGAAUCGCCACAUGGCUAUUAUAUCUGAGUGACGUCGAAUACGGUGGCGCCACUGUCUUCCCACAUCUGGGUGUCCGCGUCCCCAAUCUGAAGGGGAGUGCUGCCCUGUGGUACAACUUGAACAGAGACGGCACACCCGACAGGCUAACACUGCACGCCGGUUGCCCGGUGGCUAUCGGGUCGAAAUGGAUCGCCAACCUUUGGUUUGCCUACAACCAACAAGUCUUUAGCAAGCCAUGUCUGCCGGAUAACAAACAGGGUCUCUAGAUGAUCCAAGAUCUGUAGAGCGAACUGGCGUCGAUUCCUGCAGACCUGAGUGUCUGAGGCAGAGGAAUAUGAGAAGUUUUUCUCGCUUGUGUAAUUUCAAUAUACAUGUACAUUGUAUUACCAUCAUUUCAUCAGUAUUGUAAUCCAUCCCGAUUUGUUUGAGAUAAGUGCACAAUGAAGGUGAUAAGGACGUAUAAGUCUGCCUUUCUAUUGUUUUCAAGGACGUGAGGUGGAAUAUUUCAUCAGAAUUAAUCGUGAAA